Cuscuta campestris is the source of this 4772-nucleotide messenger RNA. The record is from the annotation of a GenBank genome assembly. Lineage: Eukaryota; Viridiplantae; Streptophyta; Magnoliopsida; Solanales; Convolvulaceae.
CGCAGGUAAACAGAAAGAUUAAUGUGAUCCUGGCGGCAGAUGGGGCGAGAUUGUCGGGAUGGAUGUGACAAGUUUUGAAAUGAUUUAUGAUAUGUCAAUAUUAAAUUCGCUUCCGCAAUAUUGUUAAAUACUCCGUACUGUAUAUGUUAUGAAAAAUAUUACUGAGAUUAAUAAAGUGUGUUUGAAAAGUUUUAAAUUUAACGAUUACCAAGUUAAAUACUUUAGUCCGAAUGGGGCUGCAGACCUGGACGGAUUAGGGUGUUACAGUGAUCACCACAGGAAUCAACGCAACAGAAAUCAUAUUACUUCUUCUAUUAUGAUGAAAAGAAUAAGAUUCACAUACCACUUCCGGAACCCACACAAAUCCAACCAAGGUGGUCAAAGAAAGCGAUCCCGCACCGGCAAGAACGUCGCUUCCUCCUCGACUCCUUCUCCACCACCGGUGCACAAGUACCUCGACGGGUCGUUCCUUUGGUUCAACGACCACGCAAAGGCGUUGCGGUUCUCGGAGAAGUUUGAGCACCGGGAAAUUCUCCCCCCCCCCCAGUUCUCCCCCGCCCGCUUCAUUCACAAUUCCAUUCCACACGAGGCAAGGGUUAUCCUCGAACGUGGAAACUUCCUCGACCUCCUCCACAUCAAGAAGGCUCACUAUCAACCGUUUCUUAUUCGAGCUUUCUACUCGAAUAUGAAAAAGGAUGAGGACGGAGCGUUGAUUUCAAACGUCAACGAGGUGGAUAUCUAUUUGAAUGAGGAGAACAUUCAAAUACUCACCGGACUUCAUCAAAAUGGAGAGGAUCUCGGCCACUACGUCGGAGAAGGAGGGGCACGGUUCAACGAAACCGCCCUCUUAGAGGAAGUGGGAAUCCGAAACUUCGUCCCCACUUCGCAACAGCGGCGCCCGACGAUCACUUCCAUGAAUCCCGUGUUUCGAUUCAUAUUUUAUGUUUUGACGCGGAUCCUCAAGCCAAGGAACGCAACCUCCGACGAUCAGACGCUUCCCUACGCCCUCUUCGUCAUGGUGAUUCUUGAUGAAUACCACAUCAAGACCGACAUUGGACCGAAGCAAAAAGGGACGAAGCAUUGGGAGAUUGAUGAAUCCUCCUUCCACUCGGGCACCGACGAAACUCUGUUUCGAACGCCUCGUCCACGACGCCAACCAAGGGAGGCCUCUUCCAACACCCCAUCUCUUGCCGAGCAAAUGGCCGCCUUGACCGCCACCCUUUAUCGGAUCGACACCAACGUCUCCCAAACGGCCCAAAACGUCAACAUUUUGAGCCGUGAGCUUCACGGGUAUUUUGACUUUGUCAACUACCCUUACGCUCAUAUGGUCCCUUACGUUCCUCUGCCAAACUUCGGGGGUGAACCAAGCGGGACAAAUGACGUUGGAAUUGAAGAUGGUUUAAUGUUGAGUGAAGAUGAAGUUCAAAAUUAUGCUUUGAUUGAGAUAGAGAUGCUGCUUAGAGCGCGUGGUAAGAGUCUUCGUGACUAUGAGGAAAUGCCUUUUCCAAACAUGGAUGCAACUUUGAUAUCCCAGCUUUCCCCAAAAAACACACAGGCACUGAAUAAGAACAACCCUCAAUCUCUCCUACUAGUAGACACCCCGGCGUCCGCCGCCACCGCGCUAACUGACGCACCCCUGACCUACUCAGACGCCCCUGUCCGCGCCUCACUGACGCACCCCUCAUUUAUCAAGAUGGCCGGCACCGGGAUGCACCCAUACCAACAGCAAUGGGCUCCAGCUCCACCUCCAGCCGCCGCACCACCACCUCCUCCGCCGCAUGCUCACGCUCUUCCUUCUCCAAUGCCUUUCAAUGACCCUAAUUAUCCCCUUACCGAAGAGGUGCGAACUGUAUUCAUAUCUGGGCUGCCGGAGGACGUGAAGGAGAGGGAGCUCCAGAACCUUCUUAGGUGGCUACCAGGUUAUGAAGCAUCUCAGGUUAAUUUCAAAGGUGAGCACCCCAUGGGUUUUGCGCUUUUCUCCAAUCAUCAGUUUGCGAUUGCAGCCAAAGACGCCCUUCAGGAUAUGGUUUUUGAUGCGGAGUCAAAAUCUGUACUGCACACUGAGAUGGCAAAGAAAAAUCUUUUUGUCAAAAGAGGAAUUGUUACCGAUGCAAAUGCUUAUGACCAGAGCAAACGGAUGCGAACCGUUGGUGAUUAUACACAUACGGGGUACUCCAGCCCCUCUCCUUUUCACCCUCCUCCACCAGCAUGGGGUCCACCAGUUUACAUGGCCCCACCGCCUCAACCCUAUGACCCAUAUGGUGGUUAUCAUGUUCCACCCGUGCCAAUGCAUGUUCCUGCUCCUGUGCAUGCAUCGCCAAGCAGCUAUGUGCCUGUUCAGAACAUGAAAGAUAACCCUCCUUGCAAUACACUCUUUAUUGGCAAUCUUGGAGAAAACAUAAUUGAGGAAGAAAUGAGGGGCCUUUUCACAGCGCAACCUGGUUUUAAGCAGAUGAAGAUAUUGAGACAGGACAGGCAUACUGUAUGUUUCAUCGAGUUUGAAGAUGUGCAGAAUGCUACCAAUGUGCACCAGACAUUGCAGGGUGCUGUAAUACCCAGUUCUGGCUCUGUUGGCAUGCGAAUUCAAUAUCCUUGCCCUAUCUAUCUCCCCCCUUGCCCCAACCCCAAAGUUCUUCCCAUAUUGAAUUCACUACUUGCAUUUGGUUUUUUUUGUCAAGAACUAUUGCACCCAUGGAGGGUUAACUUUGUUAGGCUCAUUAUGUAUGUUUUCGUGUGGAUGGCCAUGGUUUUCCUUAACUAUCUAGCUACAUAUUCAAAGAAUCCAUUUGGGAAAAGGAAGGACUUCAACAACAAUGCACCUGCUGCAAAUGGAGCUCCACCCAUGACAUACUAGUAGUGCUGGAAGGGGAUGUAUUUUGUUCUCUAUGUUAUGACAAAUUCAAAUCCUUGCAUGAUAGGAUGCAUCAAUCAUGUCAGCUGUUUCAUGUCAUCAAGUCAUCAGCAUAAGCAUCUCUUCUUAUUUGUGAAUGAAUGCACCCCGUGGCAUCAUGAACAUUUUAUAAUUUAUCCAGAGCAUGCAUUUGAAGCAGUGGCAUCCUGAGAAAAAGCUAACUACAUUGAGUUCAUGUUUUUUGAUUACAUAUCAUGGGCACGCGUAUCAGUUUGCUUUUCAUACUCUAUGAUGUUAGAUGUCAUGGAUGCUUCUUUGUUAGCUAUUGCUGUCUUUCAUAACAUUUUUUCCUGUCCACUUUCUAGUUUGGUCGGACAAGUAACAUGUUAUUCCAUAAUUCCCUCAAAACGAUUCUACUGAAGCAUUAUUAACAUAACAUGGCACGAUUUGAAUAGAAACCCACACCACUAUGUUUUACCAAUAGAGUUAUAUUAUUUCUACCAUGAUUGACUACCUCGGAAGUUAUCAUCUGCAUGAUUAUGAUUAGCAACUGUCUAGAAACCUUUAUCAUGGUCAUCAUCAGCAAAUGAGUUGCAUUUCUAUGCCAUUAUGUUCAUUGAUAGGGUUGGUUCUAUAUACCACCAUUGGUUCAAAUAUAAGGGACUGGAGAGAAUCUCUAGUUAAUGUUUGUUUUGCAGGUUCUGUUCACUAUAGGACCUUCAGCCGAGCCAGCAAAGCAAAUUCUUCCAUCAGGUAUAUCAAUUUUCUCUUGUUUUUUCUUUGAAGGAAUUAGGCUAGUUUUCAUUGGGUUUGUUUUUGGGGUAAAGUUUUUCUCCACUGCUGUCCACUAAUAAAUUUCUGUUCAGAAGUACACUGACGUAUCAUUCUCUAAUUGGAAAAUGUUUUUGGAGGGACAUUAUGUGCCACGUUUUAACUUCAAAUUAGGUGGACAGUCAACAUUGGCUUUGUGCUAGUGGAAUUUGACAAUAAUUGCUCAGUGCUUUUUUAUAGUAACUAAAACACUAAAAAUGAAUAUUACACCCUUUGUCCUGCUGGGAUUUUCUAGGGGUGGGCAAAAAACUGACAUGUAAUUGUUACCAAAAGUCCAAAACAGUCCAAUGUAGUACCAAACCGAAAAAGAGUAUUUUAAAUACAAUCACUAUAUUUUCAUCCUGAACCAGGACCGUACCAUUAAGAGUGGGUACAUGACCAGUCUAAUGUUCAAAACUGAAAAAUACCAGACCGUUUUAGUAGUGUUGUCUAUAAUUAGAAAUUUUUUUAUACAAACCCUAUGUCGAUUUAGACAAUUAGGCAUUUGCAAAUGGGCCAAAAAGUAUUUGUUUUACUUUCUUUAGUUGAAUGCUCAAAAACCCAAAUCAUGCUAUUGAUUAAGUUUAAGGAGAUCUACUGUACAGCUUUACUCACUCUCCAUAUAUCUCAACUUACACAGUCCCACGAUUCACACCAGCACUCAAUCUCGACUCUCUCCACUCUGUUUCUUGGGUCUUCCCUUCUUUUCUCUUCAAGGUUCAACAACAAAUGUCUUUCUUUACAGUUUCUAGUUCUCAUAAUAGCCAUUGUUAUGUCCAUGAUGUUUUCUUUGUAUCCUCACUUUCCUUCGUUCAAGGGUUCAGUUAUCAGAUUUUUUUAAAAAAAAAAAUUAAUAUAUGUGUAUGCUUUAUUGCUUAAGUUGAUGAGAUCUGCCUUUUCCUGGACAAUUGAUGGAUCAGGGGUUUUUUAAUAUGUUCAAGUCUAAGGUUUUUGUCUGUUUUGUAGAUGCGGUUGAUGUGUUGAAAUUUCUACUUCAAUUUUGAAUUUUCAAAUUCCUGUUCUUUGUAUAUUCAGAUUAUUGAAUGCCAAAUAUUGUUAGUUCAGUCGAUUAAGCUCCAAUUGAACUAUCUCAUGGCAAAUACUAUAUUCU